Messenger RNA from Saprolegnia diclina VS20, 1601 nucleotides. Its product is annotated as acyl-CoA dehydrogenase. Gene Ontology annotation, molecular function: medium-chain fatty acyl-CoA dehydrogenase activity; flavin adenine dinucleotide binding. Lineage: Eukaryota; Oomycota; Saprolegniomycetes; Saprolegniales; Saprolegniaceae. The record is from RefSeq and is a predicted model, not a curated record. Gene Ontology annotation, biological process: medium-chain fatty acid catabolic process; fatty acid beta-oxidation. The transcript has a single exon. The coding region runs from base 11 to 1330 and encodes 439 amino acids. Gene Ontology annotation, cellular component: mitochondrion.
UUGCACCAAAAUGCUCUCGACGCCGACGCGCUUCCUUCGCCCGCUCGGCGCCCGCGCCAAGUCGGUUGCGGCCGCCAUGGUCGACCGCGCCGACAACGUCCACUUCUCCAUGAGUUCCGAGCCCGUGGGUUUUGCGGCCAACGCUGGCAUCGACGAGUCGACAUCGAACGGCCUCAGCUUCAAGCUCACCGACACACAGCGCGAGUUCCAGCUCCUCGCGCGCAAGUUUGCCCAUGACGAGAUGAUGCCGGUCGAAAAGUACCACGACCAGACAAUGGAGUAUCCGCACGCGAUCUUUGACAAGGUCUGGGAGCUCGGGCUUUGCUACGGUAUCAUUCCGCAAAAGUACGGCGGCCUCGGCUUGUCGACGCUCGAUGGCGUCCUCAUUAGCGAGGAGCUCGCGUACGGCUGCACGGGCAUGAUGACGGCCAUCGAGAUCAACCACCUCGCGCUUUCGACCGUGCUCAUCGCGGGCACGGACGAGCAGUGCGCCAAGUACUGCGGUCGGCUACUGGAGGCGCCACGCCGGGCCGCGUAUUGCGUCACCGAAGCUGGCGCAGGCUCGGACGUCGCGGCGGCCAAAAUGACGGCGGUCAAGAAGGGCAACAGCUGGGUCCUCAACGGCGCCAAGUCAUGGAUCACCAACGGCGGUGGCGCCGACUGGAUGUUUGUCAUGGCCAAGACGGACCCGGGCGCGAGCGCCGGGUCGGCCUUUACGGGCUUCAUCGUCGACGCCAACACACCGGGCAUCACCGUCGGGCGGAAGGAGGUGAAUAUGGGCCAGCGCUGCUCCGACACGCGCGGCUUGACGUUCGAGGACGUGGUCGUGCCGGAAGAAAACAUCUUGGGCUCUGUCGGCUACGGCUUCAAGAUCGCCAUGCAGGCGUUCGACCGGACGCGCCCGGGUGUCUCGAGCGGUGCGGUGGGCGUCGCGCGACGGGCGAUGGACGAAGCCAAGAAGUACGCGCUCGAGCGCAAGACGAUGGGCCAACCGAUUGCGCACCACCAGAGCAUCACCAACAUGCUCGCCGAUAUGGCGACCAACAUUGAAGCUGCGCGUCUGCUUACGUACAAGGCGGCGUACGAGAUCGACUGCGGACGGAAGAACACCAUGUAUGCGUCGAUGGCGAAGCGCUUUGCGGCGGACAUGGCGGCGCAAGUUACCUCGGACGCCGUUCAGAUCUUUGGUGGCGCGGGCUUCAACACCGAGUACCCAGUCGAGAAGCUCAUGCGCGAUGCCAAGAUCUACCAGAUCUACGGUGGGCCGUCCCAGAUUCAGCGCAUCGUCAUUGGCAAGGAGAUGCUCAAGCGCGAGAACCUCGACCCGUGAUUUAAAGUCUUGUAGUUUUGUUUGUUGCGUUGCGUUUGGGGUUAGCUGGCCAACGACAAGUUGUGCACACAUUCCAGCUGUAUAGUGUUAGCCAUGUUUGCAUAGUCUUUGCUUCUAGUACAUUAGUCUAGUAUAGUAGUACGCGACUCGAAGCUACGUGGCUUGCCACGGCCACGACGAUUUGAUUGUGAAUCUGAAUCCAAAGAUACGCAUUGGUUUUCGCAGGCACAUUUCUCAAAAGCCUUUGAAAAUGAAUACUAUUGGGUUGCAC